Ziziphus jujuba (common jujube) is the source of this 1449-nucleotide messenger RNA. RefSeq names its product soyasapogenol B glucuronide galactosyltransferase. Lineage: Eukaryota; Viridiplantae; Streptophyta; Magnoliopsida; Rosales; Rhamnaceae. The record is from RefSeq and is a predicted model, not a curated record. Gene Ontology annotation, molecular function: UDP-glycosyltransferase activity. The transcript has a single exon. The coding region runs from base 1 to 1449 and encodes 482 amino acids.
AUGGCCAGAGUUUUUGCCAAACAUGGUGACGAUGUGGAUGUUACCAUCAUCGUCACCAAAGCCAACGCUGCAGUCAUCAACAAGAACAUCGACGGCGACUUUAACGCCGGCCGCCACCACAACAUCAGAACCCAUGUCCUUCCAUUCCCAUCGGCUGAAGUGGGCCUUCCUGAAGGCAUCGAAAGCUUUAGCUCCGAGAAUAGCGAUGAAACAAAUGCCGCAAUCCAUCAAGCCCAGCUGUUGCUGCGAAAACCUAUGGAGCAAGUGUUUUACGACAUGCGACCCGACUGUAUCGUGGCCGAUUUGUUCUAUCCAUGGACUCUGGAGGUGGCCAAUCAGCUUGGGAUUCCUAGGCUAGCCUUUCGAGGUGGUAGCUACUUUUCUCUCUGCGCCGAGCAUAGUGUUCGACUCCAUUACAAUUCUUCUUCAUCUAAUUCCCAUGACAAUGAUGAUGUCGUUUCAUUGCUUGGGCUGCCGCAUAAGAUUGAGAUGUUGACAUCCCAGCUACCAGAGUGGAGUAAAACGACAACGAGUUUCACAGCUAUAAUGGACAGAUUGAGAGAGACAGAGGAAAAAAGUUAUGGGAUCCUCAUGAACAGCUUUCAUGAGCUGGAGAGCGCUUACGAGGAGCAUUACAAGACCACCAUGGGGCUCAAGGCAUGGAGCAUCGGACCGGUUUGUUUUUGGGCGAACCGGGAUUCUUCCCACAAAGCCCACCACAGGUUUAAAUCAGUUGCCGAUGGCGAUGAUAAUGAUCAUCAUCAUCAUGAGCUGAUGGAUUGGCUUAAUUCUAAACAGAAAAACUCUGUGGUAUAUGUCAGUUUUGGAAGUGGAACCAAGUUGUCAGCGGCUCAGAUUAAGGAACUGGCUCAUGGCCUUGAAACUUCUGGUCAUCCAUUCAUUUGGGUGGUGAGGAAGGAAGCAGAGCAAGCGUUGACUCCGGAGGGAUUUGAAGAGAGGAUAAGAACAGAAAGCAACAACAGGGGACUAAUAAUAAAAGGUUGGGCCCCACAGCUGCUCAUCUUGGACCAUCCUGCAACUGGAGGAAUGGUGACGCAUUGCGGUUGGAAUUCCAUACUUGAAGGCGUAAAUGCGGGGCUGCCUAUGAUCACUUGGCCUGUUUUUGCAGAGCAAUUCUACAAUGAGAAGCUUGUCAAGGACGUUCUGAGAAUUGGGAUUGGUGUGGGAGUCAAACAAUGGAAUGACUUGGGGAAAGUGCCUAAGGAAGUGGUGAAGAGUGAGGACAUUUCCAAGGCUGUGAGGUUUUUGAUGGCUACUCAUGAUGAAUAUGAUGGAGAACGAGCUGGAAAUAAUAAUAAAGAGAUGAGGAUGAGAGUGAGUAAGCUUCAAAAUCAGGCUAAGAUGGCUCUGGAGAUUGGGGGAUCGUCUCAUGCCAACCUCAUGGCUCUCAUCCAUGAUCUCAACUCCUUGAAGAGCAUGAGGAAUUAA